Egretta garzetta (little egret) is the source of this 1094-nucleotide messenger RNA. It is a transcript of the gene NDUFS7, whose product is annotated as NADH:ubiquinone oxidoreductase core subunit S7. Gene Ontology annotation, molecular function: 4 iron, 4 sulfur cluster binding; quinone binding; NADH dehydrogenase (ubiquinone) activity. Gene Ontology annotation, biological process: mitochondrial respiratory chain complex I assembly; aerobic respiration; electron transport coupled proton transport. Lineage: Eukaryota; Metazoa; Chordata; Aves; Pelecaniformes; Ardeidae. The transcript is spliced from 6 exons. The coding region runs from base 80 to 700 and encodes 206 amino acids. The record is from RefSeq and is a predicted model, not a curated record.
UUUCUCCCCGCGGGGAGAGCAGGGCUGCGUGCCCGGGGGGGCAGCGGGGGGCUGCGGGGCCCUGCCGCACGGAGGUGCAAUGGGUUUUCUUCUCCCCAGGCCGGGCGCUGUGACGUCUGUUCGCACUCAGCUGCUCCACCAGACGCCGGUGGCUGACCACGCUGACAGCUCUGUCCAAGUCCAGCAAAAGAGCUCAGCUGUUGUCCAGAAAAAAUCCUACGUCCCCACCAGCAGGGGCGAAUAUAUUGUCACCAAACUCGAUGACCUGAUCAACUGGGCGCGAAGGAGCUCCUUAUGGCCGAUGACGUUUGGCCUGGCCUGCUGUGCCGUGGAGAUGAUGCACAUGGCGGCUCCGCGCUAUGACAUGGACCGCUUUGGGGUGGUGUUCCGAGCCAGUCCCCGACAAGCUGACGUCAUGAUCGUGGCCGGCACCCUGACAAACAAAAUGGCUCCGGCUCUUCGGAAGGUCUACGACCAGAUGCCGGAGCCUCGCUAUGUGGUCUCCAUGGGGAGCUGCGCCAACGGCGGGGGCUACUACCACUACUCCUACUCGGUGGUGAGGGGCUGCGACCGCAUUGUGCCCGUGGACAUCUACGUGCCAGGUUGCCCACCUACGGCUGAAGCGUUGCUGUAUGGGAUUCUGCAGCUUCAGAAGAAAAUCAAACGGGAGAAGAAGAUUCAGAUCUGGUACAGGAAGUAGCCUCCUAUUUAUGAGCUCCCCCCUCACUGCCCGCCCGGGGCUCCUGCUUGCAUUCAUACGCACAAGAAAUCUGGGUUCUCACAAGGCUCCCAAUAAAACCCUACCUGGGGAAGCUGCUCUUCUGUCUUUAAUGCAUCGCUCUUACCUGAGGUGUUUUAACCCAUUUAAAAACGGCAUUAAAAAGCAGGAGUUGAAUUUGAUGACGUUCGCGUGGCGUUUCCCGGGCAGCCAGCGAGGGAAGGGCAACCAGUGAAGGUGCCUAUCGUGACCAAAGUGCCUUGCUGGAGGCCUGGGACUCGCUCCUUGGCUUUGUUAGGAAGCUUUGUGACCAACGUGCAUCCGGCUGAGCGCCAAGGUCUCCCUGAGCUCACCUCGUACAAACAAAAAGCAGGCG